AUCCACCUUCCUCAAUCAGAACUCAUAAGCCACAGAAAAACAAUGAGAAGUCAACUGUCCUUAAGCGACGAGGAUCAAAGCGAGCACCCCAAAACCGCCGCGUGGUGGUGGCGGACGCUCCCGGAGUUCGACGACAGCGGCCAGUUCAAGGAGGACAUCUCCGCCGCCGCCGGCGGGCUCUCCCCGCGGCUCAAACUCCUCAGAGAAAUGCAGAGACUCGCCUUUAUAUCCAUGGAGGGACUAGACCUCCUCCGCCUCAAGCUCACGUCUUACAAAGCCGGAGAUUUGUGGGUUCCCGUCGGCGGGAUCAAGAAAACGGAUAUGGAUAUACCGCCGGUGAUCACGCUUCUCCUUAUCGGCCUCACCGGCUCCGGCAAAAGCUCCCUCGUUAACUUCAUGUACAGCGUUCUUGGCCGAUCCGGCCUCAUCCCUUUCGCCCAAACUUCAAGCCAAUCGACCAAGUUCACGACGAUGUUGUUGGAAGAACACAAUGUUCUGAGAUCAAUGAAGAGUGGGUUUUGCGUGUACGACACUAGGGGAUUGGACUGCGACAAAAUGGACGAGGGAAUGGAGGAUGUUUGGUCGUGGAUGUCGGAUGGUGUUCGACAUAACCAGCCAUGUUGCAGAGGGAGUGAUGAUCGUGGGAUUGGUGAGUAUGGAGAGAUGAUGGAAUCCAUUGGGCGUUGUGCCAAUAAGUAUUGUAAGAGGAGAGUUAACUGUGUGAUGGUGGUGGCUGACAUGGAAGAAGCUUGUAAGGAUUUCAGUUCUGGUGAUUUGAAGCAUGUUGAAGCUAUAAACAUGAUCUUUCACUCCCCAUCCAUUAGGAGAUCAAAUGAGAACCCAAUCUUGAUACUAACACAUGGCGACAUGUUAACCGCCGAGGAGAGGGUGGAAACCAGGCUGAAGCUAUGCGAAUCUCUGGGCAUAUCGGAGACCACCGGCGCCUACGACAUAGCGUGUCUGUCGGAGAGUGGGAUCCUGCCGGAAGAAGGCGAUCCGGUGUCGGCAUUUGCCUUGACAGAAGCAGUUUACCGGUCGCUUUUACAGUCAGAUAGAACCCAUCUUCCCAAGAGGAAGUUUAAAGACUGGGUUUUGGCUUUUGCGUCCUGGGUUUUGUGUAUCUUGAGCUCUUUCUUUGCCAUGCUUGCAAAUUUCUUCUCGAGGUUUGGGGAUAAAAGACGGAGACUCAAGAUUAGUUAGGAGGUUGUGUUUGUGUUUUGGUAGAUGAUGAUUGGUGGGAGAAUGGAUUUAGAGGAGUUGAAUUGGAAUGAUACACGUUUGGGGCUAUGGGAAUGAUUUGGAUUGGAGUCCAUCACUUUUAUUUGUUGGGUAGGUGAUUAGAUUAAUGAUUUUGAUGUCAAACAUUGUGUUCAGAUCUUAUGUAGUGACUCUCCCAAAUGAGAGGUCGAGUCUGUGUAGAGAUGAUGUAUGGAUGAACAGAUACUACAAUGUAAUAGGGUCAGUGGAACUAAAAAAAAAAAAUCAUUGAUGCGUAUGUUUUGACAAAGUUUGGAUUGCAAGUUCUUUUAUGGCUUAUGGUAUA
Messenger RNA from Ipomoea triloba (trilobed morning glory), 1543 nucleotides. RefSeq lists its product as uncharacterized. The record is from RefSeq and is a predicted model, not a curated record. The transcript is spliced from 3 exons. Bases 43 to 1200 code for a protein of 385 amino acids. NCBI's taxonomy places the organism in Eukaryota, Viridiplantae, Streptophyta, Magnoliopsida, Solanales, Convolvulaceae.